AUGUCAGAAUCUCCAACAGCAGACAACAUCACAAGGCAUCAGCACCCUUACACUGUGCUGUCCAUUAUAUUACUCUUAAUUCAGUGCGUUCUAAACAUCCGACAUCUCACUUACAAAUGUGCACUUACCACCUUCAUUGUUGUCCUACUUGUCACCGCGCACGUCUGCGGACUGCCUGCUCUGGCACCACAGAUUUCAGCAGAUUUCAAUUCGGUUCUUGUGCACGGAAACUUAAUGCUUCUUCUGCUGGCAUCGUUGACGCAUAGAAACGAGUGGCACCUCUACUAUUGCCUUGCAUUAUUUAUACGUUAUGGCGUGGCAGCAGAAAAGCACUUUCGAGAAUUUGAUUUCCUCGUCUACCUUUUUGUACUCACUCUCUCCUCGGGUAUCAUCAGCUUGGCUUUAUAUCGCCUUGCUUUUCUGAUCAGCGGUUAUGAAAAAUACAACAAUGCUCAAAUUAUGGGAUUUUCAGAGACAGCAACAACACUGGGUGUGCUCUACUGCCUCAACGCUCAUGGCAUAUUCAAGGAAUUCCACCUACCUUCGGGCCAUCAUGUGAAAGUCACUAACGGCGUCCAGCGAUGGCUCUCCUUCUUCCUCUCCGACAUUCAACGACUGCUCCAAUUCCCCAUGGGAUUCCUCAAUCCCAUCAUUGCUGGUCUGGCGUGCUGGCUCCUGUUCAAACCCUUGAGGUGGUCUCGACAUCGGUUAUUUAAUCAGGGAAAUGUAAAGAAUGCUAGAGGGGUUAGUGCUGAUGCUGUUGAGGGUGAUGAUGUUGAUGGUGUUGGCGGUGGUGAUGAUGCAGAUGGUGUCCCCAUGGUGGAUGAUGUGCAUGUGAUGCUCAUCGGUGAUUGGCUACGAGACACAAAGGCGGCAUUACAUCCACAGCUUCGAGGUUUCCGAUCUUAUUCCACACCAAUCUCCUUCAUCACCACCAGUCGUUUCAUGAACGCACUCACCGCCGCCACUGUUCGUCAGUUACCGGUCGGCGAUGCGCCGUAUGCCCCACUUGUAACUCGCCCCUACUUCGUGUACCGACGCCACGCGUCAACGUUCUCUGACAGACGCCAGCCAAGUCUCACUGUGCGCAUAUUUACAAGUUGUGCCAGAUCAGUACAAGCGGAUCUCCACACUGACGAUUUGAGUUUGUACAGCGCCGUGGUGGAGGAGUCAAUCUCUUGCAUCUUUGUUAGCCGUUUCGCAGAUCCAAACAACCUUCCUCCUACAACGCCUCCGGUUCAGCGUCUAAUCGGCUCAUGA
Molecule: messenger RNA, 1260 nt
Organism: Echinococcus granulosus
Lineage: Eukaryota; Metazoa; Platyhelminthes; Cestoda; Cyclophyllidea; Taeniidae
Exons: 8
Coding region: 1-1260 (419 amino acids)
Source: RefSeq, a predicted model, not a curated record